ACCUUGCAUCCUCCAGAGCACUGUUCAGAAUAAUGCCCAACAUAAGCCCCUAGGUGCUCUCUGGAAUGUUUAUUGUUUAAAAAGAUCCACUGAUAUAUAGCUAACAAACUUAGAAAAGUGUAUAAACUGAAUAAUUUUCAUAUAGCUGGAUUCAGCACCCAGACUUAAUUAAACAUUACCAGUUAUACAGGAAGAUUCCCUCUGCCCCCUGUGUGUCUUCCCCGGGCUCACACAUACAAAGGAACAUGGAUCUGAUUUCCAACACUAUAGGUUACCUUGGGCUGGUUUUCCAUUUUAUAUGUAUGGGGUUACUCAUUGUGUACCUUUCUGUCUUUUCCACAGAUCUUUAAGUAUGAGAAAUUUUGUGUAUAUUUUGAUGCUCGGGAAUGAAUGUGAGGCCUCAAAUAGGCCGAGCAAGUUCUCUGUCACUAAGCAACACCCCCGUCCUUGGAGUGCAGUUUAACUCUAAUUGCUCCAAGCAAGAUUUCUUAGCACAAGCACCAUUGACAGUGUUUGUUUUAAAGGUUUAUUCUACUUAUGCUGUAGAAAACCCUACGGCUACUGAGAUUCAAGAUGUGUGCUCAGCCGUUGGGCUGAACGCCUUUCUGGAGAAAAACAAAAUGUACUCCAGAGAGUGGAACCGUGACGUUCAGUACAGAGGCAGAGUCCGGGUGCAGCUCAGACAGGAGGACGGCAGCCUCUGCCUGGGACAGUUCCCGUCACGUAAGUCAGUGAUGCUAUACGUAGCAGAAAUGAUACCCAAGCUAAAAACAAGGACGCAGAAAUCGGGAGGUGCUGACCCAAGCCUUCAGCAAGGAGAGGGGAGUAAAAAAGGGAAAGGAAAGAAGAAGAAAUGACGUGGUGAGAACAUAGAGCACACGGCCCUGCUGGGAGAGACGUGCAUCUCCGUGGCUGAGGGGACAGCUUUUUGUUUGUGUCGUUUAACUGAGCUGUGAACAAGUGUGUCUCCCAUCCUCAUCAACAGUUAACAGUGAAAGAAGUUUCCAUCAGAAGUUCGCACCCAGCUUUUAUACUGUAAGAAGGAAAACUUGUGUGUGGAAGAAAGAAUAUUUUUAACAGAUAAUGACUGUCCCAUAAGUUACUUGAAAUACUAUAUCUGUUUGUCUUCUAUGUAAACAUAUAUUUCAGGUAUAUAAGUAAUAAAAUUUGAAAUACGCAUUUUGUUCACCUUUAAGUUAAUGAAAUAAAAGAUUUAAACUGA
Apodemus sylvaticus (European woodmouse) is the source of this 1222-nucleotide messenger RNA. It is a transcript of the gene Srp19, whose product is annotated as signal recognition particle 19. Gene Ontology annotation, biological process: SRP-dependent cotranslational protein targeting to membrane, signal sequence recognition; SRP-dependent cotranslational protein targeting to membrane. The coding region runs from base 387 to 857 and encodes 156 amino acids. Gene Ontology annotation, cellular component: signal recognition particle, endoplasmic reticulum targeting. Gene Ontology annotation, molecular function: 7S RNA binding. The record is from RefSeq and is a predicted model, not a curated record. Lineage: Eukaryota; Metazoa; Chordata; Mammalia; Rodentia; Muridae. The transcript has 4 exons.